AUGGCUUCCCUUCAUUAUCCUCCAUGCCCAUCUGGGCUAGAGAUUGAAACGACGAGGAUAGAUGAAGAAGAAGCAUCAAGCGGUCCGAAGAAGAAGAGUGAUGACGUUAUUGAUGGGGGAGAAGAGAAGGGGAUAUGGCUGACGUGGAAGGAUGUAUGGGUGAGAGCUUCUUCAAGUGGGAAGAAGAAGAAGAAGAAGAAGAAGAAAGGGAUUAAUGGAAGCAGAACAAUACUGGCAGGUCUCACUGGUUAUGCCAAACCAGGUCAGCUUUUGGCCAUCAUGGGUCCUUCUGGCUGUGGCAAGUCCACUCUUCUGGAUACUUUAGCAGGGAGAUUAGGUCCAAAAACAAGGCAGGCAGGGGAGAUUCUUAUUAACGGCCACAAACAAGUACUCGCCUAUGGGACCUCGGCAUAUGUGACACAAGAUGACGCUUUGCUCACAACCCUAACAGUUGGAGAAGCAGUGUACUAUUCAGCUCAGCUUCAAUUACCAGACACAAUGUCAAAGGAAGAGAAAAAGCAGAGAGCAGAGUUCACAAUAAGAGAAAUGGGUCUUCAAGACGCCAUUAACACCAGAAUUGGAGGUUGGGGUUGUAAGGGAAUCAGUGGAGGCCAAAAGAGGAGAGUGAGUAUUUGUAUAGAGAUCCUGACACGUCCAAGACUUCUGUUUCUUGAUGAACCAACCAGUGGACUUGACAGUGCAGCCUCGUACUAUGUUAUGAGCAGAAUCGCCAGCCUUGAUCGGAAGGAUGGGAUUCAGAGGACCAUUAUUGCGUCUAUUCAUCAACCUAGUACUGAAGUGUUUCAGCUUUUUGAUAAUCUGUGUCUUCUUUCUUCCGGAAGAACUGUGUUCUUUGGUCCUACUAUUUCUGCAGCAAGUGAGUUCUUUGCCUCAAAUGGAUUUCCCUGUCCUGCUGUCCAGAAUCCAUCCGAUCAUUUCUUGAAAACUAUAAACAAGGAUUUUGAUGAUCAGGUCUGCUUCAUGAAACCUACAGAAGAAGCAAUAGAAAUGCUUGUGAAAUCAUACAAGUCUUCUAAUUUCAACCGACAAGUUCAAGCAGAAGUAGCAGCAUUAUCUGCACAGGAAAGUGGAAUGGUGGUGGAGAAGAAGAAGAAGAAAAAGCAUGCAAGCGAUUCCCUACUCAGUGCAUUGUUCUUACAAAGAGAUCAUUCUUGA
Molecule: messenger RNA, 1176 nt
Organism: Neltuma alba
Lineage: Eukaryota; Viridiplantae; Streptophyta; Magnoliopsida; Fabales; Fabaceae
Product: ABC transporter G family member 11-like
Exons: 6
Coding region: 1-1176 (391 amino acids)
Molecular function (GO): ABC-type transporter activity; ATP binding; ATP hydrolysis activity
Source: RefSeq, a predicted model, not a curated record